Gadus chalcogrammus (walleye pollock) is the source of this 2356-nucleotide messenger RNA. Its product is annotated as potassium voltage-gated channel subfamily A member 1. The record is from RefSeq and is a predicted model, not a curated record. NCBI's taxonomy places the organism in Eukaryota, Metazoa, Chordata, Actinopteri, Gadiformes, Gadidae. Gene Ontology annotation, cellular component: voltage-gated potassium channel complex; membrane. The transcript has a single exon. Gene Ontology annotation, biological process: protein homooligomerization; potassium ion transmembrane transport. Gene Ontology annotation, molecular function: delayed rectifier potassium channel activity; protein binding. Bases 81 to 1859 code for a protein of 592 amino acids.
UUUCGCAACCACUUUUCGCAACAAGUGGUUUUACGCCCGCCCCCCGAUGCAUUCGGGUUUUUGAUGGCUCCGAGGGGACCAUGGAGAUAGCCUUGGUGAGCUUUGAGAACGGCGGUGCCAAGCGGACCGUGGCGGGGGGCAAUGCCGACGAAGCCUGCCGGAACGCGCUGGAUCAUCACCAACCCCAACCCCCUUUCCUGCAGACGGGACUCGGAGAGGACUACGGCAAGGAGCUGAACACCCUCAGCGGCUGCGGUGGUGGUGGAGGUUUUGGUGGUGGUGGUGGUGGACUUCAUCCACCUGCCCGGCGAGGCUCGUGGCGAAUCAACGACAUGAACAACACGUUCGGCUGCAGCGAGGGCUCCAUGGAUGCGCUUUUACGCGCGGACCACAGUCCGCACCUAUUCGACGAGGACACGCUGGAGCUGGACAACGUGGACCGGGACACGGAGUGCAACACGGAGCGCGUGCUCAUCAACAUCGCGGGGCUACGCUACGAGACGCAGUUGGGCACCCUGAACCAGUUCCCGGACACUGUACUCGGGGACCCCGCCAAGCGCAUCAAGUACUUCGACCCGCUGCGCAACGAGUACUUCUUCGACCGCAACCGGCCCAGCUUCGACGGGAUCCUCUACUUCUACCAGUCGGGCGGGAAGAUCCGGCGGCCCGUCAACGUGUCCAUCGACGUUUUCGCGGACGAGAUCCGCUUCUACCAGCUCGGAGAGGAGGCCAUGGAGCGGUUCCGCGAAGACGAGGGCUUCAUCAAGGAGGAGGAGAAGCCGCUGCCCCAGAACGAGUUCCAGAAGCAGGUGUGGCUCAUCUUCGAGUACCCGGAGAGCUCCAGCCCCGCGCGGGGCAUCGCCAUCGUGUCCGUGCUGGUCAUCACCAUCUCCAUUAUCACCUUCUGCUUGGAGACGCUCCCCGAGUUCCGGGACGAGCGCGAGCUCCAGGUGACGGGUCGCCUUGACAACAACAGCAACAGCACCGGCGGCGCCCCGCGUCCCUCGCUCACCUUCACGGACCCCUUCUUCAUCGUGGAGACCACGUGCGUGAUCUGGUUCACCUUCGAGCUGUUCGUGCGCUUCUUCGCGUGCCCCAGCAAGUCCGAAUUCUCCAAGACGGUGAUGAACAUCAUCGACAUCAUGUCCAUCCUGCCCUACUUCAUCACCGUGGGCACGGAGCUCGCGGAGCAGCAGGGGGGGCAGGAGCACCAGCAGAACGGCCAGCAGGCCAUGUCGCUGGCCAUCCUGCGCGUCAUCCGCCUGGUGAGGGUCUUCAGGAUCUUCAAACUCUCGCGCCACUCCAAGGGGCUCCAGAUCCUGGGUCAGACCCUCAAGGCCAGCAUGCGCGAGCUGGGCCUGCUCAUCUUCUUCCUGUUCAUCGGCGUCAUCCUCUUCUCGAGCGCCGUGUUCUUCGCCGAGGCGGACGAGCCCGAGUCGCACUUCUCCAGCAUCCCCGACGCGUUCUGGUGGGCCGUGGUCACCAUGACGACGGUGGGCUACGGCGACAUGAGGCCAGUGACCGUGGGGGGCAAGAUCGUGGGCUCGUUGUGUGCCAUCGCCGGGGUGCUGACCAUCGCGCUGCCCGUGCCGGUCAUCGUGUCCAACUUCAACUACUUCUACCACCGCGAGACGGACCAGGACCAGUCGUCGCUGAAGGACGACCCGCCCAACCCCGACCACGCGAGCCCCGAGGCGAAGCGCCGAGGUAGCAAGUCCUCCACCAAGUCAGAGGACGUGGAGCACAACGACGGGGGAGGCGGUGCGGAUAAGGCGAAGGACGCGAAGGGGAGCCGCGGAAUGGCCAUCAAGCGCUCCCUUUACGCGUUCUGCCUGAACACCAGGGACAUGGACCUGUAGUGUUUGAGACGUUCUGCUGUGGUUGUGACUGAGACGCUGUUAUAGUGUGCUGAAAGGCCUGUUUACUAGGGUGCUGUACGAGCCAAGGAUCCACACUUUGUAAUCCUGGAAAGGGAUUCAUUGACUGCGUAAAAUACGCACAAAUUAAAACCAUUGCCAUCCCAAACUCCGGUGAACAUUAUACCCCCAAGUUUCUAUAGGAUUCAUUAAGAAAUAUCCUUAGGGCCCAUAUUAUAAAACUAAAAACAUAACAUUUAAACAACAUAGCAUGCACUGCACAUCACCCCUUAAACCGCAAAAGUCCAGUUAUUUUUUAUGCUUUUAUGCUAUUUUGCAUUAUAUAACAAAUCAGAGUUAUGUUCGAAGUGAACGGCAUUAGUAGGACGUUUAUAAAGUGUUAGAGGGAGAGAGAGUGCACUGAUGAUUGAGACUCUGGAUGAUUACUUUACGCGCUUUCCAUUACGCACUGGAUGACUGGCAUCCGAGAGAGGGCCUUC